Heterobilharzia americana is the source of this 219-nucleotide messenger RNA. NCBI's taxonomy places the organism in Eukaryota, Metazoa, Platyhelminthes, Trematoda, Strigeidida, Schistosomatidae. The record is from the annotation of a GenBank genome assembly.
AUGAUACAUCUGGAGGUGGAUACUACGCUACAGGUCUUCGAAUCUCAUUUCAAAGAAAUGAACACGAGAAUCAAUGAAAACUUGUUGAUCACCAGAAAAAGUAUUGAUAAAUAUGUUGACUGUCAAAAGAAACAACAUAGAGUUAUCAUGAAAAAUUCUGUGAUAAAAGGAGCUAAGAAAGAAAUUAACGGUAUACUUAACAAAUAUGGAAACGCUUGA